AUGUGGGACAAAGUUCACUCGGACAGGCUGGAAAUGCUUGUGCAGGUAGCACUGUGCCUCGUGCUGUCCCGCAUCCAAGUGCGGAAUUCCCGACAUGUGCACUGGGAACAGCCCAAGGGUUCACUCAUGCUAAGACUGCCGUAUGUCCAAGAGAUCUUCCAAUACAUGCUCAUGGCCCAACCAGACCUUUGUGAUGCCGGUAAUCUGAGGGAUCCCAUAAACCAGAAACCCAUUCGUAAAGGGCUUAACAUAGCAACGACAUCACAACAGAUGUUUGCCACUCUAGAUCCACUGCGAUGCAACGGUCAGCAUGAACAUCAGGUCAUAGAAGGCUCCACCUUUGCACAUGGACAAUCAAUGCCUCGUUCAGUGUUUUCUGAGUUUUACCCUCGCAAGUUUGCCCGAAUAAUUGCCAAGGUCGUGACAAAAGUGAGAUUUCCAAAUGAACGUCCUUUGGGCCCAGUGUAUGAUCCCAUCCUGUGCAUGUUUGAUCAAGUGUUGACCUUGAACUCACGACCCAGCAAGCGGCCGAGAUUGGGACCAAGUCGGUCUCUUAAAGCCAAGACUGCCGACAGAUCACUCAAUGCACCAGAUGAUGCCAAAAGACUGAAGACUGUUGAGAAGGAAUCAGAACAACCCAUGGUGAACAUGUCCAGUCCUGCCGAUGCACAAGAAGUCAUGUCCAUGGUUGAGCCAAUGUUGCCUCGAGUUGGUCGCAAAGAAAUAGAUCAGCCUAAUGUUCUUCAACUGGUUCAGAAAGUUUUUCCUGAUAAGAGGGUUGUGAAAGUCAUAGCAUGCAAAGGCACCGAGAGAGCCUUAGGUCCUCCGAAAAACUUGAAUCCCAGAGAAGCGCCAUAUCGUAGGGCAAUCAUGAAAUCAAGAACUGACUUGAAAGUGUACUGCCAAGAACAGUGGGAACAAUAUGAUCAGAUCUCAAACCGUCAAAUCAACAAGAAAUUGCAUCCGUGCAGAGUGAAUAUAACUGUCUUUGCAGCGAACCUGGAAGGUUCUGGAUCCGCCAGCGGUAGAAAUGCGAAUGCUGAGGCAGUAGCAGUGCCAGUUGUCAAAGCCACCGAGCCAAAUGUGGAUCCUCCCAAAUCAGACAAAGAACAAAAUGGUGAGACAGUUGACAUAGAUGUGCAACAUAGAGAUGAACAACCUGAGAUUUCCGAACGUGCCACUUUUCAGCCUGAUCAGGGAGUGUCCCAUCCAAGCAGUGCUGAGGGUGUACAGGACGUAGAAAGUCAUGGGCCGAGAUUUAAAGCACUACCCCGUGAAGAACAGGCCAUGCUGAAACGUGCUCAUCAGAAUCUUUGUCAUCCAAGUCCAGAGCAGUUAAGCACAGCUUUGCGAAAUCAAGGAGUACGUCCAGAAGUGUCACAGGCGGUGUUUGACAUGUCAUGUCCUGUUUGUGCCAAAACUCAGAAACCAAAAAUUGCUCGUCCCAGCACAUUGAAAUGUGAGCUGGACUUCAAUGAUAAGGUGUUUCUUGAUGGUAUCACAUGGACCAGUCAAUCCGGUAAGACAUUUCAUUUCUAUCACCUGAUAGAUCAAGCCACGAACUUCCAUGUUGCUGUGCCAGCUCCAAACCGAUCAGCCGAGAGUGCCAUUCAGUGUGUCACCGAAUCAUGGCUUCAGUGGGCAGGACCUCCUAACAGUUUGAUCACAGAUUCAGCAACAGAAUUUACAAGUGAACUGUUUGGAAAUUUCAUGCAACGCCACGACAUCAAGCCUGUGACCACUGCGCCAUAUGCACAUUGGCAGAAUGGCCGUUGCGAACGUCAUGGUGACAUUUUGCAACACAUGCUCAUGAAAAUUGACCUUGAAAUGCCAAUUAACUCAUAUGAUGAACUUCACCAAGCUUUAGUCCAAAGCACUCAUGCCAAGAACACUCUUAGCAUUAGAAAGGGGUAUUCUCCUGAAGUUUUGGUGUUUGGAAAGGGGUCACGGUUGCCAGGGUCAAACAUGAGCAGCGAAAGUGAAUCCUCCAUGGCAAGUGCUGAUCGUGCUGAUGGACAUGGAAUAUCAUUCCGCCGAGAUCUGGCACUUCGCGAGAGAGCACGAACCGCAUUCCAUCAAGCUGAUAACGACAUGGCCCUCAGAAGAGCUUUUCUCCGUAGAACAAGACCUGAAAGAAAAUCAUACAGUCCUGGAGAAUGGAUCAUGAUGUGGCAACCAACACAGCUAGGUGGACACUGGUUCGGACCUCUGAAGGUAGUGUCACAGGAAGAUCGAAAUGCAGUAUGGGCCACACAAGGUGGCAAGUUGCACCGCCGGGCACCCGAACAUGUUCGUCCGGAUCAACCAGACAAUGAACCAGAAGCCAGCACACCACAUGACAACCACAGUGAACUCACACAGGAUCCAGCAGUUGAAACACCAGUGCCAGAACUUCCAUCCGAUGAUGAACUUGUAACCACACAUAUCCUUUGUUGUGAAGAAGAGAUUCUGACAGUAGAUCCAAUGGAAACUCCGUGUGCCUGGAGAUGUGAACUUGAAGUGCCUACGACUGUGUGCAUGGACCAUGCCAGGACUUGGACUGCCGAUGAAAUCUUGUUGGCCACAGCUGACAAACGUCAGCGCACUGAGGGGAAACCUCAAAAGAACCGGAUCAUUGGUCUUGAGCCAGUUCCAGAACUGGCCAAAGCUAUGAAGCUGAAAGAAACAGAAGUUUGUAAGCUAGAGAAGUCUGCGUACGGUCUCAUCGAUGCACCGCACCCUGACACACAGGCACUGGCGGGAAUUCUCGGUGUCCACGUGGACGAUGGAAUCCAUGGAGGUACUCAAAAACAGGGCUUCAGCACGCAACAGGCUGAAAUGGCUCAGUACACCAGUUUAGGUCUCUACUUUUCCAUAGGCAUGUAUGCUCGAGAGAGCCCUGGAGACGUGGUGGGAGGGUCAUUUGCCUUGGCCAUAGCUACUGGAGACCGGCCACAGCUUCCUUGCGCGCUGCGCGGCUUCACCCUUGCUGUCAGCCGCGGAGGCCGGGGGUGCUGGCCGGAAGUUGCCAAAGACAUUGGAGCUGGAGAGAUGCCUCGUUCCUUGAGCUUCACGGCCACCAGCUCUGAACUCUUGGAUGGCGUGCUGCGCAACAUCCGCUGCGCACGCUGCCAGCAAUGCCCUGAAGGCGGACGUCUGGCACGGUCGGUAGCCGGUGAUGGUUGCUGCGAGAACAGCUGUGUGGUGGUCUUGCUACUUCAGGCUUUAGCCUUUCCAGCCGACUUUGAAGAGGUCACCAGCUGCUCCUUCUCCCUGCUGUUCUACUUCCGCGCCUAUCAGCUCUUCCAGGACCGUUCCACAACAUGUUAG
This is a messenger RNA of Cladocopium goreaui, 3309 nucleotides long. The record is from the annotation of a GenBank genome assembly. NCBI's taxonomy places the organism in Eukaryota, Dinophyceae, Suessiales, Symbiodiniaceae.